GUCAGCUCCAGCGCCCUGAGCGCAGCGCUCUUUUUGAGCACCAUGGGUGCAGCAGCUGCAACCAUGACAUUGGGCGAGGCCAUUGGAAUUGUACAGCAGUGGCACUCGUACAACCAAGACCAGCUGUGGUCUAAGCGAGGCUAUGAUAUUGGCCUGCAGAGUAUGAGGAUUGAUAUCCUCAACACCGUGCGGGAAGAGAUGCGAGACCAGGUCACGGUGAUCAUCUCAAGUUUGGACAACCUCAUGGUGGUAGCCACUUUGAUGCUAUCCAUAGGCUUUGGCUUCGUGGUCGAGGGGACCUUUCCACCGGCCGAGAAGGACUAUGACUACGACGAUCUCGAACGGCAACUGCUCAUCGUCUAUGCGGUCUUGGCAGCUCUAUCCCUGGUCUUCCCUCUUGCGUGCAUGAUGCUGACCAUCGCGGCACGCUUCGAGGUGGAGCUCUGUCAACAAGAUGUCAUGGGAGAUUUGCAGAAACAUUUGCUGAAGGCGCUUCAAAGGGACCAACGCGAUGCUGAUCUGGUGCAAGGACUCCCAAGCUCUUCCAGAAGUGAUGAUGAGGAGGUUUUGCACCGGGCUGAUUCAUCUUCCCGUCUUCCCACUGCUCGGCGCCCGAAGUUGCGCCGGAACAGCCGCAGCGAACCUUUGUUGGGUGCGCGUAAGGAUAAGGGAUUCGUGAAGGGCAUUCGCGAAGCGGUCAAGGGUGGUGUGAAGCGUCAAUUGAGCAAUUUUGAAGCGCUCUUUUUUGAAGAGAACGUGGGUCACAUUGCUGAAGAUGAGGUUCGGUUGCUGGCUGAAGGCUUGUUGCAGAAGGUGAAUUACUACCAUUUUCUCUACCCCAUUGCGCAGUUGUUUCUCUGGUGCGGAAUGUUGAGCUCUGUAUUGGUUUGCUGUGUCUUGCUGGGCUUGUACUACAAGGCCAAUUACCCUGAGACGCCCUGGAUGUGGCGAAGCUACAGCGGCAUCUUGGGCUCUUGUGCUUUGGGAUGUAUUUUCUUCUUCUUCUGGAUCAAGUUCCGGCUCCGAACCAAGCAAAUCCAGGUCCGGCAGAAGUCAAAUGACAUCGUGGCCAAGACCAUUUCUGGCAUUUAUCGUGAGGAUUCGGGCAUCACGCCGAGCACCCUCUUUGCCAAUGCGGAGCCAGUCUUUGGGAGUGAUGCGGAGGUGGAGGCUGCUUAUCGAGAUGCCUUUGGCCGACCAGCACAGGGCUCUCAGGAGACCGAUUACGAGAGCGCAGAGGAGGAGUUUCAUCAGCCGUACGCCAAUCGCCGGGGCUCCAAGGCAGCGAAGCGCUUGCUCUGGCCAGCUACAACUGAGGGCCACGGCCACCUAGAAACUAGCGCCGUGUAGGAGACACGGUGAUGGUGACAUGGUCC
This is a messenger RNA of Cladocopium goreaui, 1376 nucleotides long. Lineage: Eukaryota; Dinophyceae; Suessiales; Symbiodiniaceae. The record is from the annotation of a GenBank genome assembly.